Molecule: messenger RNA, 1257 nt
Organism: Penaeus indicus
Lineage: Eukaryota; Metazoa; Arthropoda; Malacostraca; Decapoda; Penaeidae
Product: retinoic acid receptor alpha-like
Exons: 6
Coding region: 1-1257 (418 amino acids)
Biological process (GO): negative regulation of transcription by RNA polymerase II; positive regulation of transcription by RNA polymerase II; cell differentiation
Molecular function (GO): RNA polymerase II cis-regulatory region sequence-specific DNA binding; nuclear receptor activity; zinc ion binding
Source: RefSeq, a predicted model, not a curated record
AUGGAGCUACACGGACCUCGUUUCUCCGACUUCAGCAUCCACUCCCUCAUGACCGCCCGCACCCUGGCUGAGAUGGGCGAUCCUCCGGGCGCAGGAUGGCCCGGGCCGCCCGCUCAUGCCCUCCACCCGGGCUUACAUGACCCGUGGACGCUGCCCCACCAUGCAUACGCUAGGAGCAAUCCAAAUAUGGUGAUGGAUAGCUGGGGACUCCGUCAGUCAGCGGUUGGGCCAAUUCAACCACAUCUGCAAGAUCAACAACCACAGCAUCUGACACCGCAUUUGCAACACGUGCAAUAUCCUCACCCUUUCAAUACCCCGGUGAAACGUUCCUCCUCCCCCAAUUGCGGUAUGACUCGCCCCCCCAGCCUUGAAAGCGGUUACGAUAGUUUCAACUCCCCGCAUCUCCCAGGAGCGACUCCGGCGACUCGCCUACAUCCGCAGGAGGGCCAGGCCUACGUGAAUUUCAGUCCGGUGACGCCCCUCGAAGCCAAUGGUCCCGCGGGAGGCUACAGACAGGAGUGGGCGGCACCCGGCCACGAAAUCGUGGCCGGGGACAUACCCGAACACGAGACGCAGGUUCCUGAGGGAUGUUCGCAGGACGUCGUGGCUCCGUGUCCUACCGGGCAGGCAGAGAAGAAGGCGCUGGACGAGGCCCCGAAGCCCGGUAGUAAGAGGCGCCGCGUGGAGGAGGACGCCGUUAUUCCCUGUGCAGUGUGUGGCGACAAGGCCUCGGGUGUACAUUACCGGGUCCAUGCUUGCGAAGGGUGUAAGGGUUUCUUCAGGCGUGUGACGUCACGGAACACUCGUUUGGUUUGCCCGAGGAACUACCAGUGUGAAGUGACUAGGGAGUCACGCACGCGCUGUCAGGCUUGUCGAUUCCAAGGCUGCCUUCGCGCAGGCAUGGCUAAAGAUGUUAACACGAUCCCGAAGCGUGGUCGAAAGCGUCCCAUCCCCGACGGGGGUGACCAGAGCAGCCCAAUCUCUCAGCCUAGCGAUGACCUCAUUCACAACCUUACCAGUGCACACCACGCCACCUUCUCGCCCGCAUGUCACGCCCAACAGCUUACCGAGGCGAGUCUAUGGGCGGCCGAGGCAGACGUGGGCGUGGAAGGGCGUACGAGAGCGCAGCAAUUCGCCAUGAUGGUGCCGGGUAUCGCCAGCCUUUCCCCGGUCGACCAGCAGACAGUCCUCAACCAGGCUGUGCCAGAAGUUAUGGUUCGUUUUAGGAAGCCUUAUACAAAUUUAAACCUGAUAUAG